AUGUUUCAGACCGUGAAUUGUGGUAAUACAUCGAAUAUAGACACUGCUUUUGUUGAAGGGUCUAUAAAAUGGAAGACAAUACCUCUAGCUUUCUAUUCUGGACUCUACGCUUACUCGGGAUGGCAAUAUCUACCUUCGAUUUCUGAAGAAAUCAUCAACCCUGGCAGGACAAUUCCUUUGGCGAUUAUAAUAUCCGUCAUCAUCGUCAUCAUCAUAUACGUUCUCACUAACAUUGCUUACUUCGCUGUGCUAAACUCGGCUGAAAUCAUCGCUUCCAACGCAGUUGCAUUGGACUUUGGUCAACGUGUUUUUGGAAACUGGUCAUGGAUUCUUAGUGUUGUAGUUGCCAUCUCUAUAGCAGGCAACUUGAACGGCGGUGCAAUCACUUUUGCCAGAGUGCUGCUCGUAGCAUCACGUGAAGGCCACGUUCCCAAAGUCCUGUCAAUGGUACACAUAAAUCAGAAGACACCACUUCCAGCCGCUGCAGGCCUGGUAAGUCAAGAUAAUAUAGAUGGUACACAAAAGAUAAAUAGAUUAGCAGUUCUUCCUUUUGUUGGCGCAGAAAUGCUGUAAAAUCAUGAUCGUAAUCAAGGGUUCUCAAAUAUCAGCAGAACCCCUCCUAGUAAUAGUAAUUGACAGUUCUCAAAUAUUGAUCAGCAGAACCCCCUCCUGCAGCAGGUCUGGUAAGUCAGGAUCAUAUUUAACGGUACACAAAGUUCAACAGAGCCCCUCUGUUGCAGGUCUGGUAAGUCAGGAUCAUAUUUAAUGGUACAAAAAGUUCGGCAGAACCCUUCUGUUGCAGAUCUGGUAAGUCAGGAUCAUAUUUAAUGGUACACAAAGUUCGGCUGAACCCUUCUGUUGCAGGUCUGGUAAGUCAGGAUCAUAUUUAAUGGUACACAAAGUUCGGCAGAACCCUUCUGUUGCAGAUCUGGUAAGUCAGGAUCAUAUUUAACAGUACACAAAGUUCGGCAGAACCCUUCUGAUGCAGGUCUGGUAAGUCAGGAUCAUAUUUAAUGGUACACAAAGUUCGGCAGAACCCUUCUGUUGCAGGUCUGGUAAGUCAGGAUCAUAUUUAACAGUACACAAAGUUCGGCAGAACCCUUCUGUUGCAGGUCUGGUAAGUCAGGAUCAUAUUUAACAGUACACAAAGUUCGGCAGAACCCUUCUGUUGCAGGUCUGGUAAGUAAGGAUCAUAUUUAACAGUACCCAAAGUUCAACAGAACCCUUCUGAUGCAGGUCUGGUAAGUCAGGAUCAUAUUUAAAGGUACACAAAGUUCGGCAGAACCCUUCUGUUGCAGAUCUGGUAAGUCAGGAUCAUAUUUAAUGGUACACAAAGUUUGGCAGAACCCUUCUGUUGGAGGUCUGGUAAGUCAGGAUCAUAUUUAACAGUACACAAAGUUCAACAGAACCCUUCUGUUGCAGAUCUGGUAAGUCAGGAUCAUAUUUAAUGGUACACAAAAGAACCCUUCUGUUACAAACUGGUAAGUCAGGAUCAUAUUUAAUGGUACACAAAAAUCGGCAGAACCCUUCUGUUGCAGGUCUGGAUCAUAUUUAAUGGUACACAAAGUUCAACAGAACCCUUUUGUUGAAGGUCUGGUAAGUCAGGAUCAUAUUUAAAGGUACACAAAGUUCGGCAGAACCCUUCUGUUGCAGAUCUGGUAAGUCAGGACCAUAUUUAACAGUACACAAAGUUCGGCUGAACCCUUCUGUUGCAGGUCUGGUAAGUGAGGACCAUAUUUAAUGGUACGCAAAGUUCGGCUGAACCCUUCUGUUGCAGGUCUGGUAAGUCAGGACCAUAUUUAAUGGUACACAAAGUUCGGCAGAACCCUUCUGUUGCAGAUCUGGUAAGUCAGGAUCAUAUUCAAUGGUACACAAAAAUCGGCAGAACCCUUCUGUUGCAGGUCUGGAUCAUAUUUAAUGGUACACAAAGUUCAACAGAACCCUUCUGAUGCAGGUCUGGUAAGUCAGGAUCAUAUUUAACAGUACACAAAGUUCGGCAGAACCCUUCUGAUGCAGGUCUGGUAAGUCAGGAUCAUAUUUAACAGUACACAAAGUUCAACAGAACCCUUCUGAUGCAGGUCUGGUAAGUCAGGAUCAUAUUUAACAGUACACAAAGUUCGGCAGAACCCUUCUGAUGCAGGUCUGGUAAGUCAGGAUCAUAUUUAACAGUACACAAAGUUCAACAGAACCCUUCUGAUGCAGGUCUGGUAAGUCAGGAUCAUAUUUAAAGGUACACAAAGUUCGGCAGAACCCUUCUGAUGCAGGUCUGGUAAGUCAGGAUCAUAUUUAACAGUACACAAAGUUCGGCUGAACCCUUCUGUUGCAGGUCUGGUAAGUCAGGAUCAUAUUUAACAGUACACAAAACGGGCUGAACCCUUCUGUUGCAGGUCUGGUAAGUCAGGACCAUAUUUAACAGUACACAAAGUUCGGCUGAACCCUUCUGUUGCAGAUCUGGUAAGUCAGGAUCAUAUUCAAUGGUACACAAAAAUCGGCAGAACCCUUCUGUUGCAGGUCUGGAUCAUAUUUAAUGGUACACAAAGUUCAACAGAACCCUUCUGAUGCAGGUCUGGUAAGUCAGGAUCAUAUUUAACAGUACACAAAGUUCAACAGAACCCUUCUGAUGCAGGUCUGGUAAGUCAGGAUCAUAUUUAAAGGUACACAAAGUUCGGCAGAACCCUUCUGAUGCAGGUCUGGUAAGUCAGGAUCAUAUUUAACAGUACACAAAGUUCGGCUGAACCCUUCUGUUGCAG
Lytechinus pictus (painted urchin) is the source of this 2750-nucleotide messenger RNA. Its product is annotated as cystine/glutamate transporter-like. The coding region runs from base 1 to 573 and encodes 190 amino acids. The transcript is spliced from 7 exons. Gene Ontology annotation, cellular component: membrane. Gene Ontology annotation, biological process: amino acid transmembrane transport. Gene Ontology annotation, molecular function: L-amino acid transmembrane transporter activity. NCBI's taxonomy places the organism in Eukaryota, Metazoa, Echinodermata, Echinoidea, Temnopleuroida, Toxopneustidae. The record is from RefSeq and is a predicted model, not a curated record.